Messenger RNA from Melanotaenia boesemani (Boeseman's rainbowfish), 10178 nucleotides. It is a transcript of the gene ank1a, whose product is annotated as ankyrin 1, erythrocytic a. Bases 141 to 6053 code for a protein of 1970 amino acids. Gene Ontology annotation, molecular function: protein binding. The transcript is spliced from 44 exons. Gene Ontology annotation, biological process: signal transduction. The record is from RefSeq and is a predicted model, not a curated record. NCBI's taxonomy places the organism in Eukaryota, Metazoa, Chordata, Actinopteri, Atheriniformes, Melanotaeniidae.
AUGUGCGUGUGUGUAUGUUUACGGUGGAUGGGGGUCUGUGUGCCCAGUACCAAAGCACUUGCAGGGGGCAACAGAAAAGACAGCUGUGUGUUUGAGAGAAACAGAAAACAUAAGAAAGAGAGAGUGGAGGGCCAGCAGGCAUGCCAGUCAAGACGGUCACUUUUAGAGCAGAUGCUGGCAACAGUUUCCUUAGAGCAGCCCGAUCUGGCAACUUGGACAAGGCCUUGGAGCAUAUAAAAAAUGGCAUUGAUAUUAAUACAGCCAAUCAGAAUGGGCUCAAUGGGCUGCAUCUGGCCUCGAAAGAGGGCCACGUUAAAAUGGUGCUGGAGCUACUCCACAAUGGAAUCGUAUUGGAAACCACCACAAAGAAGGGGAACACAGCCCUGCACAUCGCAGCCCUGGCAGGGCAGGAGCAGGUGGUCACGGAGUUGGUUAACUAUGGAGCCAAUGUCAACGCCCAGUCCCAGAAGGGUUUCACUCCACUCUACAUGGCUGCACAAGAAAACCAUCUAGAGGUUGUGAAGUUUCUUUUGGAGAAUGGAGCCAAUCAGAGCAUUCCAACUGAGGAUGGAUUUACUCCACUCGCAGUGGCUCUUCAGCAGGGACAUGAGAAUGUUGUAGCCCUGCUCAUCAACUACGGCACCAAGGGAAAGGUUCGCCUCCCAGCACUGCAUAUUGCAGCACGAAACGAUGACACACGCACAGCUGCAGUGCUUUUGCAGAAUGACCCUAACCCCGAUGUACUCAGCAAGACUGGAUUUACACCCCUCCACAUUGCUGCACACUAUGAAAACUUGAACGUAGCUCAACUGCUGCUCAAUCGUGGAGCAAAUGUCAACUUCACCCCAAAGAACGGCAUUACACCUUUGCACAUUGCUUCCAGACGGGGGAAUGUGAUCAUGGUUCGACUCCUUCUGGACCGAGGGGCACAAAUUGAUGCCAAGACCAAGGAUGAGUUGACUCCUCUCCACUGUGCAGCCAGAAAUGGACAUGUUAGGAUUAUUGAGAUCCUGUUGGACCAUGGAGCCCCCAUCCAGGCAAAGACCAAGAAUGGCCUAUCUCCAAUCCACAUGGCAGCACAGGGAGACCACAUGGACUGCGUCAAGCAGCUUCUGCAGUACAAUGCAGAGAUUGAUGACAUCACACUGGACCACCUUACCCCUUUGCAUGUGGCAGCACACUGCGGACACCAUCGCAUGGCCAAAGUACUGCUGGACAAAGGGGCAAAACCCAACUCAAGGGCUCUGAACGGCUUUACUCCCUUGCAUAUUGCCUGUAAAAAGAACCACAUGCGUGUUAUGGACCUCCUGCUCAAACACUCAGCAUCUUUAGAGGCCGUGACUGAGUCCGGCCUAACCCCACUGCAUGUGGCAUCAUUUAUGGGUCAUCUCAAUAUUGUGAAGAUUCUCCUGCAGAAAGGAGCUUCGCCCAGCGCCUCCAAUGUGAAAGUGGAGACUCCGCUCCAUAUGGCUUCUCGGGCGGGACACGUAGAGGUGGCAGAGUUUUUAUUGCAGAAUGCAGCACCGGUGGAUGCAAAGGCCAAGGAUGACCAGACACCUCUGCACUGUGCUGCUCGGAUGGGCCACAAGGAGCUAGUGAAGCUUCUGUUGGAGCAGAAAGCCAAUCCCAACUCCACCACCACAUCUGGUCACACGCCUUUACACAUCGCUGCCCGGGAAGGUCAUGUGCAAACCGUGCGUAUCCUCCUGGAUAUGGAGGCUCAGCAGACCAAGAUGACUAAGAAAGGGUUCGCUCCUCUUCAUGUGGCCUCCAAAUACGGCAAAGUGGAUGUAGCCGAGUUGUUGCUUGAAAGAGGGGCCAACCCUAAUGCAGCUGGAAAGAAUGGUCUGACUCCACUGCAUGUUGCUGUACAUCACAACAACCUGGAUGUAGUUAACUUACUUGUCAGCAAAGGAGGGUCACCACAUAGUGCUGCCAGGAAUGGCUACACUGCCCUUCAUAUUGCAUCCAAGCAGAACCAGGUGGAGGUGGCCAACAGCCUGCUGCAGUAUGGAGCUUCAGCCAAUGCUGAGUCACUGCAGGGAGUCACACCUCUUCACCUGGCCUCACAGGAGGGCCGACCCGACAUGGUCUCCCUGCUCAUUUCCAAACAGGCCAACGUCAACCUUGGCAACAAGAGUGGAUUAACCCCGCUACACCUGGUGGCACAAGAGGGACAUGUAGGCAUUGCUGAUAUCUUGGUGAAGCAAGAGGCUUCAGUUUAUGCUGCCACGCGAAUGGGUUACACCCCUCUCCAUGUAGCAUGUCACUAUGGAAACAUCAAGAUGGUGAAGUUCCUUCUGCAACAACAGGCCAAUGUUAACAGUAAAACAAGGCUUGGUUACACUCCUCUGCACCAAGCGGCGCAGCAGGGGCACACAGACAUUGUGACAUUGUUGCUUAAACAUGGUGCCCAGCCCAACGAGACCACUACACAUGGUACUUCAGCCCUGGCCAUCGCUAAGAGGUUGGGCUACAUCUCCGUAAUUGAUGUCCUGAAGCUUGUCACUGAGGAGACAGUUUCCAUGACAACCACAGAGAAACAUCGCAUGAGUUUCCCAGAAACUGUGGAUGAGAUUCUAGAUGUGUCUGAGGAUGAAGGAAUUGCACAGCUAACAUUAGGCGAGGAGCUCUUGGGGACAGAAGGGGCCAGGUACAUGAAGAUGGAUGACAUGAAAGACCAUGAUGACGAUUUCCUCUCCCCAAAGAAAUCACUGGAGUACGAGAGAGGGCUGGGCACAGCGAAUUACUCGCCAGCUAUUCCCAGGAUUCCCCGUGUCUCGCCAGAGACUGUUAUCCUAAAAGAACAUGAGAUAGAUCAGCAACACACUCCACUUCCACUACCCAAAGAAUAUGAUGAGGACUCGCUGAUUCCCAGCAGCCCAGCAACUGAGACGUCUGACAAUGUCAGCCCAGUCGCCAGUCCCAUACACACUGGGUUCCUGGUCAGUUUUAUGGUCGAUGCUCGGGGCGGUUCAAUGCGAGGCAGCAGGCAUAAUGGUCUGCGUGUCAUCAUACCUCCACGGACGUGUGCUGCACCCACCCGCAUUACCUGCCGCCUGGUGAAGCCGCAGAAGCUGACCAGCCCCCCUCCACUGGUGGAGGGAGAGGGGCUGGCCAGCAGGAUCAUCUCCCUCGGUCCAGCUGGCAUGCAGUUUCUGGGACCAGUGAUUGUGGAGAUCCCCCAUUUUGCUGCUCUGGGUCGUGGUGACCGAGAACUUGUGGUGCUGAGGAGCGAAAAUGGCUCAGUCUGGAAAGAGCAUCGUAACCGCUAUGGUGAUGAGGUGCUAGAAACAAUCCUGAACGGGAUGGAUGAGGACCUAGAAAGUCAAGAGGAACUCGGGAAGAAGAGAAUCCGCCGCAUCAUCUCCACCGACUUUCCUCUUUACUUUGCUGUUGUGUCAAGAGUCCAACAGGAAAGCGACCUUAUUGGUCCAGAGGGAGGUUCGCUGACAAGUAAACUGGUGCCAUUGGUGCAGGCCACGUUUCCCGAGACAGCAGUUACUAAACGAGUCCGUCUGGGGCUGCAGGCUCAGCCAGUUCCGGAUGAGCUGGUUGCAAAGCUGCUGGGUAAUCAAGCAAACUUUAGCCCCGUGGUCACUGUGGAGCCUCGGCGGCGCAAGUUUCACCGACCCAUCGGGCUUCGUAUCCCCCUGCCCCCGUCCUGGAGGGAGAGCCCUCGAGAUUCGGGGGAGGGCGAUACCACCAGUCUACGUCUGCUCUGCUCUGUCAUAGGUGGUACAGCUCCAGCCCAAUGGGAGGACAUUACUGGCACUACCAAGCUCAUGUACGCUAAUGACUGUGCCAGCUUCACAACCAAUGUUUCAGCACGAUUCUGGCUGGCAGACUGUCCUCGGACAGCUGAGGCAGUUUCCUUUGCCAACCUGCUCUACAGAGAACUGUCAGCUGUACCCUACAUGGCCAAGUUUGUGGUAUUUGCAAAGAUGAAUGAGCUGCGCGAAGGCCGUCUGCGCUGCUACUGUAUGACCGACGACAAGAUGGAUAAAACUCUGGAACAACACGAGAAUUUCACAGAGGUGGCACGCAGCCGAGACAUAGAGGUGAUGGAGGGGAUGCCACUUCACCUGGAGUGUUCAGGGAAUCUUGUGCCAGUGAGGAAGGCCACACAGCAGCCUCGCUGCUUUAGUUUCCAGGCCUUCAGGGAUAACAGACUUCCUGUCUCUGUUAAGGUGAGAGACAGCAGUAAAGAAUCAACUGGAUUUUUAUCCUUCUUGCGCAAAACAACUAAAUAUGAGGAUAGCCAGCACGUGCUCUGCAACCUCAAUAUUACUAUGCCUCCAUGUAUUAAGAUUAUUGGGAGUGAAGACCGGAGGCGAACUCUGACCCCACUGGCUUUAAGAGAACGAUACAGCGCCCUGAAUGAGCCUGCUAUGGCAUCACUGAGCGCCAUGGAAAGGACAGAGCUGAAGAUGGCUGUGAUUGCAGAGCAGCUGGGACUGAGCUGGGCUGAGCUGGCACGUGAACUUCAGCUCAGUGUGGAUGAUAUCAAUAAGAUCCGAGUGGAGAAUCCAAACUCCCUGUUGGAGCAGAGCUCUGCAUUGCUCAACCUGUGGGCCACUCGUGAGGGCAAAAGAGCCAAAAUGGAGAGCUUAUAUACAGCUCUGAAAAAUAUUGAUCGUAUGGACAUCAUCAAUAUGUUGGAGGGCCAACCCCCUCAAAGACAAGGCUCCCGCGAUCUCAGCAGACGCCGACAUAAUGAGAGAGACCACCUUUCCCCUGGUAUUACAAAUGGUUAUGGGUUUGCGCAAGAAGAGCUCCUCUCACCGGCGUCCAUGCAAUACAGCCUGCCCUCCCCGCUGGGUGCUGAGCCUUACUGGCAGGAAGUCUCCAGUAUGGACUGCGCACCCAUUGCCACCACAGAAGAAGACACCCUGAUGGAGAUGUCCGAUGUACAGGUGUGGCCCUCUGGUAACAGUCCCUCUUUGGUGCCUGUGGAGGACUCCUCACUGGAGUGUAGCAAUGCUGAUGACUCAGAAGGUCUGCUGGGAUUGCCAUAUGGAAGUCUGGGCCGGCCGGUCAGUCAGGCCAGCGCAGCCAGUGGAGGGGGUGGGAUGCUGAGUGGCUCUAUUGAGCUGCCAGAAGACGAUUCAGAGAUGGGAGUUGACUCACUCAGCACCACCACACCAGCCUCACUUGGGGGCACCAUUUCUGGGAUCAAUCUUAACGGGAUGAACAAUGGUCAGGGGUCAGAGGCAAGUUCAGAGGCAUCAGCUGUCACAAAUACAACUGGCGGUGACGGAGCUGGAGGAGGAGGAGGAGAAGGCGGGACGGGUUCAGAGGAAGGACUUUCUCUUGUUGCAGGACAGCAAAGGGUGUAUGCUCGGUUGAGUGAGUCACCUGGUCUGAGCUGUGUUGCAGAUCGGAAUGGAGACAGGUCAGGUAAUGUUGGAAACGGAGGUGGUGGAGGCUCUUUCCUUUCCUACCUGCAGGAACAGACAGGCCCAGGGUGGGUCCCCGUCACUGACCCGACUCAGGCUUGGGUAGGGACCCAGUCUAAAUCUAGGCAGGCAGUGGAGACCAUGAUUUCAACAGUGCGUAAUGCUGUGGAUGGAGACCAAUCCCGGGUAUCCCAGGAGGCCUUGCUUCAGCCUGUGAGAGACAUGGGGCAUUCAGAGAUCUUGCGGGGGCACUUCCGAGGUACCCAGCCAUUUGAGAAGGGUUUGGGAUUUCCACACAGGGUGCCAGAGCUGAGAGCCUGGGAUGAUGUGCGCAUAAAGGGCCAGGGCGAUGAGGUUGAAGAUAUUCCUGGGGAGCAAGUAAGCGAGGAACAUUUCACAGAUGAACAUGGAAACAUUGUCACAAAAAAGAUUGUGCGGAAGGUUGUGCGCAGAGGAAAGGGUUCAGAUGAGGAGGUGGUUCAGGAGUUGAGCGUGGAGGGUUCUCUGCAAGAUGCGAACGAGCUGGAGGGUGAUGCUGAGCAGUACAUGAGCUACGCCAUCCUGGGUCGGGACAGCAGCAAGCCCGAUUCUGUGGAUGUGAAGAAAGGUGCUCAGAUAGUGAAAUGUGCCAGUCUGCGGAGAGUUAAGCAGUGAGGCAGACUGAGGGCUGCGUCCCCGCAGAGUUCUCCACAGGAUUCAACCCCUUCACCAAAACCAUCCUACAUGGACACAUGACCAGCAGCAGCUGACAGGAGGAACACCACACCUGAAAAGGCAGACAAAUGGCAAUGAAGACCCCAACACAAUGACAACCACAGUGGCUAUGCCAACAAUCAGCACGCACCAGAAGACAAAGGAUAUAGAUCUACUUGUAGUUUUUAUUAACUUGUUUUGUUUUUUUAAAAGAAACUAUGGGGGGGAAACCACGUACUACUAGGCUAGAAGCAUGAUUUAGUACAAAACAAAAACCAAACAAACAACAAGAAAAAAAAAAACUAGCAACCAAAAUGUGCUUCCUGUUAUCUGUAUCAGCAUGAGUGACUGCUGCCGCAUGGCCUGUCUUUAACUACAAGUACUGAGGUAUUACUGGGGUGGGUAAAAGGGCUGGGAUGGGACAGGCAUGCAAGAUUUGGUCAAACACUGACCCAUUUUUUAAACUAACGGGGAAACGUUUAUCAAUCAGCAUAAGAAUAAAAACAGUUUAAAAAUAAGACUGAAAAACUGAGAAAUACAUCAUAUCUAGGCAACAGGUUGUUUCUCUCCUCCAUGCCACACAAACUGGUUUUACACCCGUCCCAGUGCUCUCUGAGUCCAGUGAAGCUACACUUAUUACCUAAUGAUAUCAGUGUUGUACAUAAUAUUAUAUGCACUGAAAUGCUCUACGUGACUGUGUGUUACGUCUGUUGUUUAUGUUAUACAAUCCCUAUGCGAUGCCGCUGACGCUGCUGUUUCAGGUACAUAAGAAAUUCCUCCUUGUUUUCAUGUUCGGUUUGUUUGUCAGGACCUAUAUAUUAUUCUAUAUAUUCUGAGAUCUUUGUGGGUACAAGAACAUUCAAAUGUUGUGUCGCUCUGCCUGUUUUAAAUGUUGGAUUUAUGUGGUUGUUUCUUUGUGCUUCUCACGUGCUCUCAUCUUUUGCUUUAACAUGUAAAACUGUAGAGGUGAGACAGUGUCAUUUACUGUCCUGCAGGGUUUUUGAGCUUUGAGAGGCAGGUUUACUGCAGAAAACUGCCUCAGCUUUUCUCUCCGAGUGUUUUUACCUUGAGAAGAAGUUGGCGAUUAGAGAUUUAAGUAAGGGAUUAUGAUGAGAGAUUGAACUAAUCUACCAUCCCACUCCUCUGCCUUUUCUUGCCCUCACUGGGCCGAAGUCUUGUGAGAUUUGUGUUUAUAAGAUGUCUGUCUGAACCCUUCAUCUGACAUCCCUGUUCAUCCCCUCAACCCUGCAGUCACUCUCUCAGUAGAUGUAGCAAUCCUGUCCUCCUCCAGCAGGGGGAAGGAUCCCACCUUCAGCCUACAGCUGUGUCCGUUGACCUCAUCAUGCAGUAUUUGACACCAUCACACAAGGUGCACUUAUAAAUCAUCUCUCCAACACCUGAAGAUGUCACUUGAUGAGGUAGCUGAAACGCUGGAAAUAUUGUAGCACUGGUUCGACUGGGCAAAAGAUGAAUUUGUAGGCUGGAGAAUGUCGUGGCAAGGGUCGAGGUCGUGUUGAGCUCUGAUGUUUGUCUCUUUGGCAGUUCUUUGGAGUGUAGCAAAGGCAGUCACCAAUCACUGUGAUGAGAAACUGUAAUACUGACCCGUAACUGUGAGCCUGGCUCGUCCCGAAGCAUGUCUCGUUUUACUCUUUAAUUGAGAGUUUUUCUUUGUCAUGAUUUACUGUCUUAACUGUACUUCAGAAUAAGCAAUAACUGCUUACACAAGGAAAGGGUUGUCUGUGAGCAUGUGACAAAUGAGGGAUCAUAGUUUACGUUCUUCCGAAACUCAGACUUUCAGUCUGUUAAUCACAGCUUUAGACUCCUCCUCACUCUUCUCGGAAAUGAUGUCAGUACAUAAACAUCUCACAUCAAAAAAGAAAAACUAUUGUUUCAUCUAUAUGACAUUACAUCAACCAUCCCAUCUGUGAAGUGGCCCGUGUUUGAUUUUAUUAUUCAUCUGGGAAUGUAGGUGUGUUCAGACGGCUUUGAACCUUUUUUGUUCAGUUUUGAAACCUUAAUUACAUUUAUUUACACCGUGAAAGAAAUCUUGUUUUGUGUGUGUGUGUGUGUGUGUGUAUGUGUCUGAGUGUGCAUGUGUGUAUGAUUUUAAAAUCACAUGUUCAGUCCUGGAUAAUGGGACAUGUCAAAGUUGUUAUAAUAUCACUAGAGGAAAGUAAUACUGGGCAAAGACGAUGUGUGUGUACGUCUAAAUCACAUAUUUUUAAAAGUUGAUUUACCUCAAUAUGUGUGCCAUCUCACAUUAUAUCAAUUAUCUACAUGCAUUUAUUUCAGAUGCUGCAUCAGACAUGAAAUUCUUUAUUAGAAAAAUUUAUAUAAGCCACAACAAUGUUGCAAUAAGCACCCAUCAAUAAGUGUUUAGUAAGGCUUCACAGCCAGAGAUGAUGAAUGUAAAGUCUUGGUAUACUGUGAGUCUUGUUAUGAAGUAGUCAAACAUGUUGGCUCUGUGUUCCAGUAGAUAAUAAGGUAUCUACUCUGUUGUUUCAACUUAAUAUCUGCUGUAAAUUCUCAUAUGAAUGACUUCAUUACUCAUUUCAUCACAAACAUACACAGAGGAGAGUUUUUAAGAGCAAAGCCUCAACAUGGUUAAGAUAUACUGACAAAUAACCUUUCAUCAGAUAUUAUUUCUGUUUUAUUGUCUCACUUAAUAACCGCAAAGGUUAGAUGUCAAUUUAGGGAACUUUUUCUAAUGUAAUGUUUAUUUUUUAUCAAAUAUGUCUAAAUGAAGAGGCAGUGGUGGCAAACUACAGCACCAUGGACAGAUUGGCUUGGAUUUCAGUGAGGAUCAAAUCUAGCGCCAGUCUUGCUAAGUGAUGGAAACUGGUGCUGCAUUUUUAUCCAGCUCACUCAGUUAGCCAUCUCCCUUCAUUUGUACACAGGAAGUGUAAAUAAAAAGAAUAGUGAAAUAAACAUGGCAUUAGGAAAUGAAAACUCCUUAAAUGAAUUAAUUUAACUAUACCAGAUAAUCUCUAUAUUUGUAUUUACCUCAGUAGCUCAUUUUAGGGUUUAUUUUAUAGCCAUGCCUAUUAAUUUCAAAAGCAUAUUUAUUUAGGUAUUUAUUCAAUAUUUGACUGAAAAGGUAUUCUAUACUUUAAGCGUAUAUGGUACUAUUAGCUUGGUUUCUAAAGCAGUGGAUGUUUAUAAAUCAGCUGCUGAUGUCAGAGUUAGUUUGAGGAGAAUCAGAUAAAAUGAAAAAUAAAAAAUAAAAAAUACAAUAAGUGAGAGGAAUUUAUAGUUAGAUGGGAAAUCUGGGGAGGCCAAGUGGUUUCAAGGUGGCAAGCAUUUUUCCUCAACACAGCCCACCCACAAUCUUUUUCUGCCCUCUUACCAAAUAUGAAACUGAGCCAGUUCUAAGGCUUCCACAUGGUGACAGUUUGAAAAUAAAGGAGUCCAAGUGCAAUCAGACGGCCUUGUGGUUUCGUCAGGGAAGUGAAAACUGGAGAGCCAGCACUGAGGGACUACUGAGACGAUGCCAUGCACCAAGUUCAUGCAAAAAUAUUAACUCUUGCAAAAACUAGAGAACACUUGUAUAUUCCUUUAGAAUGGAUUGAAGACAUUAUUAACGCAAUAGCAUAUUACUCGAUACUAAGGAAUGCAAUUGCACACAUGCACAGAAAAUGUUUUUAACAUAAAAGACUAUAUAUAGCUAUACAUAUAUAUAUAUAUAUAUAUAUAUAUACAUACAUAUAUAUAUAUAUAUAAAGUUAUAUAUAUAUAACUAUAUAUAUAAAGUAUAUAAAAAUAUAUAUAUUUACUUAGAAUGCUAUGCACCCUUACUUGUCAACUGGGAUUCUACUUAUGUUAUGGAUGUACUUUUAGCAUCAUACAGCUGUAGCUACCAACAGACUGUUGAGUUCUGGGUAAUGCCUGCAACCUGGGGAUAAAUAGGGGUCUUGUGGGUAUUUUAACUUGUUUUGUUUGCUUUUUUUUAUUGUCAUGGAGAGUCGAACAUAGAUUUAAAAUAUUCAAUGUAAAAAGCCUUUUAAUCCAAAAUCCAAGAACAUCUAUUGACAAUUUACUCUGUACACCAGCUCAACAUUUACAAAAUUAAUAAAGAAAUUAAAUGUC